CGCAUUGCUGCUAGUCAGUAUUUGAAGUCGGACGACUUUUCUAUAGCCUCCUUAAUCUCUCUCUCUCUCUCUCUCUCUCUCUUUCUCUCGCUGUAGCUAAGUUUUAGCUAUUAACUUCCUCAUUAUCAACUUCCUCGGUAUAGUCUCGUCAGAAACCCCAACACGAUGCACGCUUCGGGACCCUUGUUCUUAAUCUUUCUUCUUAGAUUCGUUUCGGCUCAGAAGACAACGGCCGACCAUCCCUGCCCUUCACCGUGCCAUGGGAGCGACCUCUCCGUACAGUUCCCGUUCGGGCUCACCGGGAGCCGCUGCGGCUACCCGGGCUUCGACCUCUCCUGCAAUCGCCAGCGCCAGACCAUCCUCAACCUCCCUCCUCCGGCGGCUCGUCGUCCAGAACAGCUUCGUCGUCCAGAACAUCGACUACGCGGCCCAGUCCGUCUGGCUCAACGACGCCGGCAACUGCCUCCCGAGCCGGCUCCUGAACUUCACCCUCGAGGGCUCCCCGUUCAGCGCCCUGAGGACCAAGAAGUACACGCUCGUGAACUGCUCCGGCGACGCCGCGCCGGCGGCGAGGGCGGCGAUGCCGACGAUGCUGGUGAUCCGGUGCAUGAGCGGCGAGGACUACCGGGUCAUGUCGGUGGAGAGCCGGUUCUACCGCGGGUCCCCGUCGCGCGGGUGCCGCGAGGUCGGGAACGUCAGCGUGCCGGGAGCGUGGCCGGCCGCGUCGGAUCUGCACGAGGACCUGAUGCUCGUGUGGCGAGAGCCCGACUGCAGUUCGUGCUUGGCGCGCGGCGGGACGUGCGGGCUGAGGGACGGCUCCGGUUUGGAGAUCGCCUGCACGAAUGUUCCGAGCACUGGUCUUCCAAGAAGUGCCAAAUACGGCAUAAUCAUCGGCCUCGGCAUCCCGGCCGUCCUCUGCCUCAUUGGGCUCGCCGGCUACGUAUGGGGCCUCAUCAGCAAUUACAGCCGGCGGUGCCGGCACCGGCACCAGCAGGAAGAAACUAACACAGAGUUCCCCACCAUCAUCUUCCCGCAGUCUUUCAUCAUGACGGGGCUCGACGGGCCGACCAUCGAGUCCUACCCGAAGACGCUGCUCGGCGUGAGCCGCCGCUUGCCCAAGCCCAGCGACAACACUUGCCCGAUAUGCUUGUGCGAGUACCAGCCAGAGGAGGCGUUACGGACCAUACCCGAGUGCAAUCACUAUUUCCACGCCGACUGCAUCGACGAGUGGCUCAAGAUGAAUGCCACAUGCCCCUUGUGCCGGAACUCGCCGGAGGGGUCCGUUUUGUUCACGCCAUCGGUCGUGUCGCGAGCAUCGUCAUCGUCUUCGCCUUCGACACCAGCUUAGGAUGGAAUGGAGCUUGUCGUCUGUAUAUAUUGAGAUCGCUAUGGUAUGGGGGUUCUCGCGUUCUUUCAAUCAUCGUGUUUCUUGUAUUUCAGAUUUUGGUGAGAUUUUUAUUUUUGGAUAUCAUCUUAGAAACAUAAAAUCUUGUUCUUGAUCUCUGUAUGUUUUGAUAUCGUUUGCAUUGAUCCGACCCGAUUCCCAUGUCCAAGUUCCUAAAAAAAUACCCACAUGAUGAUUUUUUUUC
This is a messenger RNA of Eucalyptus grandis, 1589 nucleotides long. Its product is annotated as RING-H2 finger protein ATL20. NCBI's taxonomy places the organism in Eukaryota, Viridiplantae, Streptophyta, Magnoliopsida, Myrtales, Myrtaceae. Bases 260 to 1348 code for a protein of 362 amino acids. The record is from RefSeq and is a predicted model, not a curated record. The transcript is spliced from 2 exons.